Coccomyxa subellipsoidea C-169 is the source of this 1065-nucleotide messenger RNA. RefSeq names its product ribosomal protein L9 component of cytosolic 80S ribosome and 60S large subunit. Gene Ontology annotation, molecular function: structural constituent of ribosome; rRNA binding. NCBI's taxonomy places the organism in Eukaryota, Viridiplantae, Chlorophyta, Trebouxiophyceae, Coccomyxaceae. Gene Ontology annotation, biological process: cytoplasmic translation. Gene Ontology annotation, cellular component: ribosome; cytosolic large ribosomal subunit. The record is from RefSeq and is a predicted model, not a curated record. The coding region runs from base 40 to 618 and encodes 192 amino acids. The transcript has 5 exons.
CAGAGCUGCAGUGUGUGGGGUACACAGUAGCGAGCAGCCAUGAAGCAGAUCGUGGCCACUCGGCUCGUUGAGAUCCCGGACGAUGUCAAGUUUGAGAUCAAGGCCAGGAAAGUGAGGGUGAAGGGCCCCAGAGGCACAUUGGUACGGGAUUUCAAGCACCUUGCGGUGGACAUGUACCUGAUUGAGGAGGAGGGACAGAAGCAGCUGAAGGUGGAGGCCCACUUCGGCAAGAGGAAAGCCCUGGCAGCCAUUCGUACCUGCUGCUCACACGUGCAGAACCUGAUCAAGGGAGUCAAGAUCGGGUUUGAGUACAAGAUGCGGCUGGUGUACGCCCAUUUCCCCAUCUCCGUCAACAUUGAGAACGAGGGCACCAAGGUGGAGAUCAGGAACUUCCUAGGCGAGAAGCGCGUGCGCAUCGUCGAUCUCCUGCCAGGUGUCAAGGUGGAGCGGUCGUCCGUGAAGGACGAGUUGGUGCUCAGCGGCAACGACAUUGAGCUGGUGUCCAAGAGCUGCGCGCUGCUCAACUACCAGUGCCACGUGCGCAACAAGGAUAUCCGGAAGUUCCUCGACGGCUGCUACAUCUCUGAGCGCGGCAACGUUGUCAAGCCCGAGAACUGAGCGCCCUUUCUGGGGGUUUGCGAGGCUUGCAGGGGUCAUUAAGAUCCCUCAAAACCCCUGAACCCUGAGUCUAAGCGCCUGCAGCCGGCUGCGGCGGCAGUUUAACUCCUGUCUUGAGCGCCAUAAGUGACAGCACAUACAACUCACCCUUUCGGGGUAUGUGUUUUUACAUGCCCUGCUUGGCAAUUGCUUAGUGUCUUGACAGGCACAGGGCCGGAGUGCUUUUGCUGCUCAGCUGUAUCAAUACGGCCAGUCUUAGAUGACUGCGUCACGAGGACAUGGCAGCGGCAGUUGUCAGGGUGUCUAUCUGCCACAGUAGCUGUCCUGAAACAAGAUUGAUCCACUUCAGGACUGCACUUUCACGCCUCAAUCUUAUGAAAGUGCGGGGAGAUGUAGGCAUUUUGCAGUGACGGCAGAACUAUCUCUGUAAAGUUGCCUGACAUUUAC